AUGCCGUCGAAGGAGCCACUAGCGUCGUCAAAGUCGUGGAACAAGCGACCCAGUAAACCUUCCGCCGCUGAUCUUAACUCUGCACCCCCCAAAAAAGCCAGAAAGCUCCCAGACAGCUGGUCUGAAGCCCCGGAGUCCAAGGUCCAGCGUUCAUCUUCUGCAACAAAACAUACAGGCAUAAAGGAGGCCUACAUCUUGUCUUUAAGCAAGGAGAAGAAAAGAACAGUCGUGUCCGUCGUUCUGAGCCAGGAACAGAUGCGGAUCCUCAAAUUGGUUGAAGAUGGAGAAAGUGUGUUUUACACGGGUAGUGCCGGUACCGGGAAAUCCGUGCUCCUACGCGAAAUCAUCAAAACGUUGAAGAAGAAAUGGCCUAAGUCUUCCGAUGCUAUUGCUAUCACCGCUUCCACAGGUAAGGUCGCCAAGUGUAUAGAUUCAAUGCUGCUUACACCGCCAUACAGGUAUCGCGGCUUGCAAUAUCGGAGGCGUUACGAUCCAUUCCUUCUCUGGUAUCGGUCUUGGUACAGAUUCCGCAGACGUACUAGUCAAUAA
This is a messenger RNA of Guyanagaster necrorhizus, 549 nucleotides long. RefSeq lists its product as uncharacterized. Bases 1 to 549 code for a protein of 182 amino acids. Gene Ontology annotation, molecular function: DNA helicase activity. NCBI's taxonomy places the organism in Eukaryota, Fungi, Basidiomycota, Agaricomycetes, Agaricales, Physalacriaceae. Gene Ontology annotation, biological process: DNA repair; telomere maintenance. The transcript has 2 exons. The record is from RefSeq and is a predicted model, not a curated record.